UUUUAAUUGUUUAGUCAGUUUUUACCUUGGAAACAAUUAAACGACAGUCAAAGCGAGUUAGGUUAGUGUUUUUGACGUUGACAAUAAAAGUGUGUUCCCGAAUUUCGUUACAAUUGGUGUCAGAAGUAAAGGAUAUUUGGAAGCUCAUUUUAGUGGAUGCCUUUAACAAGAAGUCAGGCCAAGAUGGAGACCGAGAAAUUGAUGGAGCUGCUAUUAAGGAAGUUUGACGAGCAAAAAGUAGAACAAGAAGAACGAGACCGUAAACUGAAGGAAGAACAAGAAGAACGAGACCGCAAACAAGAAGAGCGAGACAAAAAACAGGAAGAUUUACUAAAGACAAUUAAAUCUGACCUGAAGAAGGAAAAUGAAGACCUGAUAAGGACCAUGAAAGAUGACCUAAAGAAAGAAAAUGAAGACCUGAUUCGAACCAUGAAAGAUGACUUACUUAAUUUAAAAAAUAAUCUUAAAAAGGAGCAGGAGGAACGAGACAGAAAACAAGAGGAACGAGUUUUACAACUUAAAGAAGAUCUGGAGAAGAAUCAGAAACAAUUAAUGACUAACUUUGAAGCAACAGUAGAAGAAGAAUUGGGGCAAGUACAAAAAAAGAUCCAAGAAUUAGAGAUGAAAGUAAAACGGACUCCUCUUCAUCCCGAUCCUGGAAUGCAAACAAUGAUGAAAGUAAAGCCACCAAAAUUCGACGGCAAAGAAGCUUGGAGUACCUAUUUGAAUCAAUUUGAGGCCGCUGCUAGGGGAAAUCGCUGGGAUAACGAAGAAAAGGCAAUCAAUCUUAAGCUAAGCCUUAGAGGAGAAGCUACAGAAAUAUUAAGAAUGGUGCCAUCUGAGGAUCAGCUCAAUUUCGACGUACUGGUGCGUACCUUAGAGAUGAGAUACGGUGAAGCCCAUCUACAACAAGUGUACCAGGCUCAAUUGAAAUCUAGAAGACAACAACCCGAGGAAGGACUCCAACAGUUUGAGGCCGAUGUUGCUCGAUUAGUAAAUCUGGCUUACCCUUCAGCCCCAACAGAGUUCCGAGAACAAAUUUCUAUAAAUUGUUUUAUUGACGGAGUUCGAGAUCCAGAUACUAACCACGCUCUAAGGAUGGCUCAUCAUAAAAGUAUAUCAGAAGCUUUGGCCCAUGGACUAGAGUAUGAGGCAGCUUUUCAAGCAACUAGAAGGCAGACACGAAUAAGACAAAUCAGAACUUCGGAAAGUGAUCUCGAAGACCGCCUAAAGAAGCUUGAAUCAUUAUUAGCGAGGAAACCUAAAAGACCAUUGCAAUGCUGGAAUUGCAAUGAGGAGGGGCACCUUAAACGUCAAUGCCCCAAGCCUUUAAGAGAUCCAAGGAACCAGGAAAACUUCAACUAGUCAGCUUUAUGGGGCGCAAGCUGGCUGGGUGCUACCAAGCCCCACGUAUAAGACUAAACCGGCUGCCACAUCCUGGAGAGAGCUUGGUAGUACCGGGAAAAAUAUGCGGCCGUGAAUGUGAGAUGGUAGUGGAUACAGGAUCAAGUCAUACUAUCGUGAAGCCGAACAUCGUAGCACACUGUAGGCUCUCAGCACCACCCAAUUUAAUUCUGGAGUCUGCAAAUGGAAAAAGGAUCCCGAUUCUUGGAUUGCACGAAGCUACAGUCACCAUUGGCUUAACAACAUUCCAACAGCCAGUACUAGUGGCAGAAAUCAUGGAUGAUGUCAUAUUAGGAUUAGAUGUUAUGAAUGCUCAGCAGUUUAAAAUGGAUGUAUAUAACCGGAUAUUGACGACGAGAAAUGAAGAGAUUUUUAUGCACCACCUAUAUGAAGAUAAAGUAAAUACCAGAGUCGUUAAGUUAUUCAAGGAUGUUACUAUACCAGGAAAUUCAGAGGUGGUGGUUUAUGCUACAACUGGAGGA
This is a messenger RNA of Anthonomus grandis grandis, 1886 nucleotides long. Its product is annotated as trichohyalin-like. Gene Ontology annotation, molecular function: nucleic acid binding; zinc ion binding. Lineage: Eukaryota; Metazoa; Arthropoda; Insecta; Coleoptera; Curculionidae. The transcript has 2 exons. The record is from RefSeq and is a predicted model, not a curated record. The coding region runs from base 157 to 1365 and encodes 402 amino acids.